AUGAAAGGCACGCUGUGGGCUUCUCGGUUUUUGUAUCGGGCGCAACACUCGAAACGGCACCGGCACCGGGCGCCGGACAAAAGCGCCGCCCUCCGGCCGCCCUCCGGCCGCCCUCCGGCCGCCACUCCGGGCCGCCGCUGCGCCUGCCAAAGCGACUGCGAUUGUUCGAAUAACGCGAUCCGCGCCGCGGAGGCACGUACGGCCACUCGAACGGCUCUCUGCCCCUCGCACUUGUUGCCAUUCAAAACCACUCGUAUACGCACCGCCGCUCGGCCGUCUCCCGCGAAUUACGUGGAUUCCGAUUCGCCUCCGCUUCGCCACCACCGCCCCGUACUUUCGCCGACGCACCCUCCGGUUUGCAACUCGACACCUGAACAGAGCUUCGACCGCAAUACAUCA
Iphiclides podalirius (scarce swallowtail) is the source of this 399-nucleotide messenger RNA. The record is from the annotation of a GenBank genome assembly. NCBI's taxonomy places the organism in Eukaryota, Metazoa, Arthropoda, Insecta, Lepidoptera, Papilionidae.